Symbiodinium natans is the source of this 4563-nucleotide messenger RNA. The record is from the annotation of a GenBank genome assembly. Lineage: Eukaryota; Dinophyceae; Suessiales; Symbiodiniaceae.
AUGUCUUACGUUGACUCCAGUGCUACCUUUAGGCAGAGGUGCUUGGCCAUUGAACUGCCUGCCGACGUCAUCCAGGUCCUUUCGGAUCGGGGCUGGGCAACCUUUGCCAAUUUUGCUCAUGCUCCUAAGGUUAUGCCCGGACAACAAGGGGCCGAAGCAGCGCUACAGGUUGUGCUCGAUUCCGUCUUAGGAGCUCAGUUCGGGGCCCAUGAAGCGGCCUUGCGUCGCCUGCACUGGGAGAGUUGGACUCUCACGGCUGCGGACCUGAAAAAGAAGCUGGACUCUGCUGAGGAUGUGGCCCCCCGCAAGUUGCCUGUUGCUGAGAUCGGUGCCCGACUCACAAUCCUGGCCCCUAAGUUGUCCCCUCUGAAGUUGCAGGGUGUGUUGGAACCUUCCCAUGCUGCCAUCAACAUCUUUGCCCAAAUGCUUGAUGAGAAUCGUCUGCGGUAUGUUGAGUGGCACAAGCUUACUACUCGCACCCAGGAGGUCAACAGCACGACUGAGGAUCCGAUGCUGAAAGCUUGGAAGCCUGAUAAGAAUGGUGUUGUGCGUGAGGCCCAUGAGUCCUUGAUCCUCCAUCUCUUUGAUGCUUAUCAAAGCACUCCGCCGGAGGGCUACCAAAGGGUUAACAUGGCCCAAGUCGCAGCUUGUGAUCGUGAGAUCCACCUUCGCUUGUCGGAAGAGUGUCGUGACGGUUUCUCUCCAGGGGCUGAUGGUUCCCUGCCCCUGGAUCGCUUCGUGGCCCCCGUACUUCGCAUGAGAUCCGUUGAGCAACUCUUGCUUCCCAGGGAAGGACAUCCGCGUGCUGGGUCCACUCCCGGCGGAGGAUCUGGUCGCAAGCGGAAGCGCAACCGGAGCCAGCCGGCCGCCACCCCCGCCCUGGGGCCUCCGGUGCUCGGCUGUUUUGGCCGUGCUGCUCUCAGUGACCAGUGCACUUUUGCUUCCGUGUUCUCUCGGCAUCCAGCCGAGCUUUUUGCCGAACAAAUGCUGUCUAUUGACGAUUUUUCCAAUGAUGCAAUCUCUAGCCUUUGCGAGUUGCUCCCGCAUGAAGCUUCUAGCCGACAGUCUGCCACAGGCAGUGCUUUCGGCACGGGCUGUUGGAUCCAGGGGUCUCGAUGGGGGUUGCGUCGCAAUAACCGAUUGUUUCCGUUUGUGACGCGUGUCCUUAACGCGGUGGUGCGCCAGACGGCCUCCGAUCAUGUCUGGACUUCCGUGGUGGUCUUUUUCAAUGUUCAGACUGCCAAACAUCGCGAUGCCAACAACGGGCCGGAGCCCAACUUGCUUGUACCUGUUGGCACCUUCUCGGGUGGUCAGGUUUUCGUCCUUGAUGGUACGGGCCAGGAUUCUGCGGUGUUUGAUGGCGUUGAGUACAAGGGCCGACUGCUGGAUCCCUUCUGUCAGCCGUGCUUUCUGCCUGCCCGUGACUUUGAGCAUUUCACCUUACCGUGGGCGGGACAUCGGGUGAUGAUUGUGGCUUUCUCCAUUGCCCCUUCCGGGGUGCUGGGCAUGGAGGAUGCCAGGCAGUUAUCCUGCCUUGGCUUCGAGUUGCCUGCUCGCUUGCUUCGGGAGACUGGAGUGCCUGCUCCUGUGGCAGAUGUGUCUAAUCCCUUGGGCCCUGUGGCGCUUGAGUUAUUUGCCGACCCGCCACUGGUCACAGCUGCCUUGCGAGCUAGGCACGUGCACGCGGUUGCUUUUCAUCAUCGGCCUCGUGGAGGGCGUGUCCCGGUCUGUCGCCUUGACCCCAAGGUCGCCCUGCAGGCUGACCUGCUCUUGGAUCGCCUCUCGCGCCGCCAAGCUGCUCUGCUGUUUGCCAUUGUGCUCCCACUGGGAGGCAAGUCCGAUGACCUGGGAACCUUUGUGCUACGGGCCAUCCGUGCAUGCUUGCAGGUCCGGCUGCCCUUCUGUGUUGGAAUGCCUUCUCGGAGUCGGCGUUGGGCGUCGUCGGAGUGGCUGCACCUCCGUGCCUGCUGUGGCUGCUUUGAGGUGGACCUGUGUAUGUGGGGCGCGGAACGCGUGUUGUCUGUGACCUUUCUGCACAAUGUGCCGGCCUUCGCGUCUUUGUCACGCCGCUGUGAUAACUCCCAUACUCACUUGCCUUGGUCGCGGGAUGCACCGCCUGCUCAAGUGACUCGAUUCCUGCCCUCUGGGUUCUGUGAUGCGUUUGCUGAGGUCGCCCUGCCCUUUUUGCAUUCCGCGAUCGCUGACUUGCCUCUGCGCGUCGCCAGUGCAGCCACUGAAGGUUCCUUUCGCCCUAGCAAAUUCCCGCCCUUAGUGCCGGAAUUUCGAGCUGUCUACCGGAUUCGUGUGCCCUCGCCGGUUGAGUUGCCCGCGAAAGUGCCCCCUGACGGGUUGCCUGGCUUUCCUCAUGUUGCCUCGGGUUCGGUCCUGCUUUCCGGGGGCCGAGCCCUUUCUGCCGCUGUUCAUCAGUUGCGAGGGGGGGAAGCGCCCGAACAGCAAAGGGAGGAACUGCAGCAACCAGAUGUGUUAUGCCCAGGAGAGCAUUCAGCUAUGGUUGAACCAAGCCGGGUCGUGUAUUAUGCUUUGCCCUGGAACGUGCAAGGGUUUGUGGACGCUGCGCUUCAGUGUAAACAUCCUUGUGACACCUUUGCGUGCAGUGACACUGCCAUCAAAGAAACUGUUGACUGGAUUGCAUCUUCUUCACCCAGUGAGGUUUGUGCGUUUAGAGCUGGCCAACUUAAGCGCUUUCUCCACUUGGCUUCCGGGUUGGCUAAGGAAGAGAAGGCCCUUCAUGCCUCUCUGCAUCCAGAGGUGCGAGCGGUGCUAAGGGGGAAGAGAGUACUCCUCUUUCAGGCUUUGCUCCAUGAGGCGGGGAUACAAGAUAAGCACUUAGUGAAGGAGAUGCUUAACGGAUUCAGCCUCGUUGGGGAGGUCCCAGCCUCGGGCCAAUUCCCACCUCUGUACACUCCUGCAUCCAUUUCGCCAGAAGAGCUGCGUCUGCUUGCGCCCUGGGUGCGCGGUAGGCUGAACGCUCAACGAGGUGGCCGUGAUGUGCAGGUGGAGCAAUCGGUAGCAGAUGAAGCAAGUCUGCAAGCCUCGGAUGGCUCUGGUUGGUUGCUAGGGCCCUUCUCGGAGGAGGAACUUGAUCGAUUCUUUCCUGAUGGUUGGGUGCCAUCCCGGAGGUUUGGCAUUGAUCAGGGGAGGAAAGUCCGAGGUAUUGACGACCUCAGUGCCUCGAUGGUUAACUCUUCUUGUGGAACCAAUGAUAAGCUCACUCUUCAAGAUAUCGACGUCAUCGUUGAUAUUGCCCGUGCGUUUGGUCAUGCAGUUGCCCGUUUUGCGCCAACCUCCCUGCAAGGGAUUUCGGGCCGGGCGAUGGAUUUGAAGAGUGCUUAUAAGCAACUUGCGAUUGACCCUGCUCAUGGAUGGGCAGCCAUCCUGGCUGUGUGGAACCCGAAGCUAGAAAGAUUUGAGUACUACAGAUUCACGACACUGCCUUUUGGCUCCAUUCACGCGGUUGGAGCCUUCAACAGAGUGGCGAAAGGUGUAAGGCAGAUCCUGGUCAAAGUCUUCCGAUUAGUGGUGUCCAACUUUUACGAUGACUUUUGUCAUCUGGAGCUGGACUGUUUGGUGGAGACGUCGCAUGAGCUUGCUUUGGCUGUGAUGCAGUUGCUUGGGUGGUCUGUGGCGAAUGAUGAACACAAAGCACUUCCUUUUGCAAAGCUCUUUACCAUUCUUGGAGUACAGCUUGAUUUGAAUGAAGCGUGUCGUGGCCUUCUUCGCGUAGCGAACAAGGAGGGUCGAGUUGCCGCCAUUCUGGAGUUGGUGGAAAAGAUCUGCCAGGAGGGCACCCUUCAUCCAGGGCUCCUGGCCAAGCUCCGAGGCAGGAUGAUGUAUGCCUCUUCACACACGUUUGGGAGAGUGGCAGUGCUGGCAACCAGGGUGCUCUCACGCAAGCUGGCGAUUGGUGGUCCCGUAAAACUGACUCGGAAGGAGAUUGAUGUCAUCCGGGGUGCUGCGGACCUACUAGCUCGCUCAGAAGCCCGUGAAGUGUGUUUCCUUCAACCAGAGUGCCCGGUGUUGGUCUUCACAGAUGGCGCGUGCGAAUCCAAGAGUCUCUUGACUACGCAUGGUGCAGUACUCAUUGAUCCCCUGCAGCAAGUCAAGAAGUUUUUCGGUGAACCUGUCCCUGAACCGCUACUAGAUCGAUGGAGGCAAGGGGGAAAGACGCAGUUGGUAGGCCAAGCAGAAGCGCUGCCGGUCCUGGCUGCAAAAACUUUGUGGCGCCUCCUGCUGGUACAUCGGAAAGUGUUAUGGUUCUUGGAUAAUGAAUCUGCCAAGGCUGCAUUCGCUAGUGGCUCUUCUGCGGUGGAUGAUACCUUUGAAAUUGUGAGCCACUCCCUUGUGCUGGACCAAGAGCUCAAGGCUUACAACUGGUACUCAAGAGUGCCGUCGUGUGCAAACAUCAGUGACGCUGCCUCUAGGUUGGCCUUCGAGCAGUAUGAUGAUUCAUUCAGGCGUGAACACUUGGACUGGACGUGUGAACCUCUGGCAUCCCUCUUGGAGGGAAGGGAUGCGAUCGCCCAGCAUGUGAAAGGGUUGUAG